CAACUUUUAAAAAUACCCUGGGGUUAUACUAGUUCAAAUUAUUUUAUCCUGUAUCCAAAAAUUCUAUAUUCUAUGCAAUGUCUGUGGUCUAUAAAUAAACUAGUAACAGCUGUCUCGAUGCAAUGUUAGUCUCAGCUGAACUAUUGAGAAGUACACGACUGCGCAUUUUACGAAGUAAGAAAAUUUAGAAAUUCAGAAGUUUUUCCGUUUUAUUGAUUUACAAAUUAUGAAUGAGUUAAUUGAGAUCGUGGAGACUGAAGAACGUAGUGAAAAAAAUACAGAUGAGCUCACUAAGAAAGCUCCUUAUCAUGAGACUUUGCAAAAUUUUAGUCAUCUUUUUUGGCUCAUAGUCUUCUAUUUGGUGGAAGGAUGUCAGAUGUAUUGGAAAUCCUAUCGGAUAAGAAAUUAUGAAGGCGCUUAUUUUAGUUUUGGAUUGACGAUAGGUGUGCUUAUAUUUAUUUCUCUACUGCUACUCACAUUCCGUCAAUGUCGCAAAAUAAUAGACUGGAAAUAUAGAAGUAAAAUUUUCCCUCCAUUCGGCACAGAGGAAAUAAUCAUGGCUGUAUUGUCACUUGUAACUUUGUACGCAUCUCACUUCACGUCCGAAGAGGAUUUAAUAAAGAUAUGUGGAUGGAAAUGCCCAUUACGGUCAUUACUAUCAGGCAUGACAAUUGGAUUUUGCUUUGGAUGGGCGUCUAAUUUGUGUAUGAAUUUUGUGGGAUCUACGCUGAAAAGAAAAUAUUUUUCCUCCUGGUAUCCAAAGUAUUAUACUUUAAGUUUUCCUAUAGUAUGUAAACGUAUUUCCACUGCAAGAAACCUCGUAUGAUUCCCACAGCGAUACCGAGUGAUAUACUUAUCGCUAUGAAAUAGUGUACAUGCACUAUUUUUCAGUGGUUUUCACAAUUUCAGAUUUAGAGAGUAGGUUGUAAAUAUAACAAUGAGUAAUAAAGUUUCAAAAACUGGUAAUCAGUAUCUAUCAUCAUCUAAAAAAUUUU
Messenger RNA from Microplitis mediator, 995 nucleotides. RefSeq lists its product as uncharacterized. The transcript is spliced from 3 exons. The record is from RefSeq and is a predicted model, not a curated record. NCBI's taxonomy places the organism in Eukaryota, Metazoa, Arthropoda, Insecta, Hymenoptera, Braconidae. Bases 227 to 826 code for a protein of 199 amino acids.